Messenger RNA from Nerophis lumbriciformis (worm pipefish), 408 nucleotides. Lineage: Eukaryota; Metazoa; Chordata; Actinopteri; Syngnathiformes; Syngnathidae. The record is from RefSeq and is a predicted model, not a curated record.
AUGUCCACUCUCAUCAGAAAGAUUAUUAACACCGCCAAAGCACCGGCCGCCAUCGGUCCCUACAGUCAAGCAGUGCUGGUGGACAGGACCUUAUACAUUUCUGGUCAGCUGGGAAUGGAUGUGGCCUCUGGUCAGCUGGUCCAGGGAGGAGUGCAGGCACAGGCCAAACAGGCUCUGGUCAACAUGGGUGAGAUCCUUAAAGCUUCAGGCUGCAACUACAGCAACGUGGUGAAAACGACCGUCCUGCUGGCGGACAUUAAUGACUUUAAUGGCGUCAAUGAAGUCUACAAGACAUUCUUUAGCAGCAACUUCCCAGCCAGAGCUGCCUACCAAGUGGCGGCACUCCCCCGUGGUGGCCUGGUGGAAAUCGAGGCAGUUGCUGUCCUCGGUCCACUCGCUGACUCCUGA